Molecule: messenger RNA, 413 nt
Organism: Exserohilum turcica Et28A
Lineage: Eukaryota; Fungi; Ascomycota; Dothideomycetes; Pleosporales; Pleosporaceae
Exons: 4
Coding region: 33-251 (72 amino acids)
Biological process (GO): attachment of spindle microtubules to kinetochore
Cellular component (GO): DASH complex; mitotic spindle
Source: RefSeq, a predicted model, not a curated record
GCAUUCCACCGCAACAACAGACAGUCGCAGACAUGGAGAGUCCUCACGAACACCAGCAAAGCCAGCUGCUUUCGCGCAUUAUUGUCAACGUAGAGAAACUCAACGAGGCCAUUAUGAUGCUGAACAAGAAUCUGCAAGAGAUCAACAUCCAGAACAUGGACACGGAGCUGGUGGCGCAGAUGUUCAAGAACUACCAGUCCAAUGUGCUCUUCCACCUUGAAGCAACAAACGGUCUCAAGGAUCCUGCGUGAGGGACAGUGGUGGCAGCCUGUGCAUCUGUGGACUGGGUGCUCGGCAUUGGGUAAACAGUGAAUGGGUUUAGUAGGCGACGCGUAUUUUGCAUUGCGCAAGCGCAGAGCCGGAUGGAUUAGAUACCAGAGUAACGAGACAUGAACAAUACAAGACUUUUGCAC